AUGUAAACUCCUGAAAAUCGCCCUGGCCGGCCUGAAGCACAGCGACCACGGGACCUACAACAAGCCGCCAUCAUUGGGAAUCGCCAUCGAAGAUCGUCACACUCACACAAAAGCCACGACCACUCCGCAAGCGCUGCCUGGCAGUUUUUGAAUCCAGCCAAUGGGGACGGAGACACCAGAAGAUCGAAGCGCCGCGACCAAGAUAGGAAGUCGUCGAGAUAGAACGCAUCAACAGGUUCAAGAAAUUUGUAUUGUCACUCAUUUACCAAAUCAAAUACAGUCCACUUUUGUAAACUCAAAUAAACCUACCACCAGACUGGAACGGAUGUGUCCUUGCCGCACAUAA
Messenger RNA from Acanthoscelides obtectus, 346 nucleotides. NCBI's taxonomy places the organism in Eukaryota, Metazoa, Arthropoda, Insecta, Coleoptera, Chrysomelidae. The record is from the annotation of a GenBank genome assembly.